GGAUGUUUGGGACACGUAAGACCGUGUACCUAGGGCUAUGGCUAUUAAUGUGAGGCUAGAAGGCUAUUGACUGGUUAUACUGCAAUUAAAGUUAGAAGACACAGGCACAAUUGCACAUAAUAAGCAUUUAUUUGUAACGCAGACAUGGAUGUGUGGCUUUGAGUCCAAUCAACUGCCAAUCAGGAAAUCAAAUGUUUAUGUCUCAGUCAAGAAUUGAAAAUGGUGAUUUUGUCCAAAUCCCUUUGGUUAUAAUAACAUAAUAUUUGCCAGCCAAACUGAGAUGAACAUGAUUUUUACAAUUCAAAUAAUAAAUUGUAGUCUUCAUUUUAAUAGCAAUUACUGAUAAAGAUAAUAAGGGGAUUUAUGUCUUGAGGCUAAUGACCGGUGGAAUGUUUCAUAUCACUGCCAAUCAUAUUUCAUAACAGCCUGAAUUAACACUAUAAUUUUUCUUUAAAAAAUUAUUAUAAUCUAGAGAAAAAAUAAUGAGAUGUUAAGACAUUUUCUGGACAUUUCAGAUCACUGUAAUAUGGUGUGAUACAUGGAAAUAAUGGUAAUGGUGACUUGGAUACACUACAUUUCUGUAUUAAUGCUGAACUGCAGUGAGCUAGCAUCAGCUGGGAUUCUCAAUGGAAUUGAAUAGGGUUCCUAUCUAUUAUUAUGCAAACUCAAUCAUGACACAUGAGAAACUUACUCAAUUCCAUUCAAAAUUACAUAAAAAUAAUACAGGAUCACAAAGGGUUUUUGAAGAUUAGGGGGGAAGCAGACUGUGAGCUUCCAAUGUAAUUCUUGUGAGAAAUCCCAUUACCAGCUGAUGUACAAUGAAUUAAAUUCCUGUUGGUUGUACAUUAGUAAUGGGAUUGCUUUGGGGAUGUUACAGGCUUUGUUUGAGACCUUCAUGUGUUUUCAGUGGGAAUUGUACUGGUUUGCUAUUGGUUAUGAAUGCCAUUUUCACAGUUGACUCACUGGGAUUUGUAUUAUAUUUCCCUUGGACUUUAAAAUGAUGGACAGAAUGUUGCAGUUAUACAAAGGCACAAAAAGGCGAAUAUAUCCUCAGAGUUCUCCUGGGUGUCCCAUGACCACUCGUGGAUGCUCAAUGGGCAGCCUGCUGAUGUCACAUGAUCUCCACUGGGAAUCACAUGGGACUUCCCAUAAAGUUUGGUUGCUCUACACUGCCUCCAGCUGGUAGGUGUCAUUAACACUUGUGAUGGGGGAAGUGCGGAAAUCACGGUCCAGCGGCUGUUUCUCUGACUUCCUCCCGGGAGAUGCGAGUCCGGACUCCGCCUGCGAUGGCUCCGAUCUGGACUCCGAGCCUGACUCUGACGUGGACAUGCUCUGCUGCCACCGUGUCCAGGACUCCCUGCUGAGCUCAGCCAGUCGCUUCACCGACUACCGAGGGAUCCUUAACUGGAUCAUCAUCCUACUGGUCCUGACACAUGCACACCUCUUCCUGGAGAACUUCAUUCAACACGGGUUCCUCAUCGAUCUUUGGAAGGUUUUGGUCCACCUGAUUCAGGACGACUGGCCGUCAGUCUACCUCGUCAUGGCUGCCAACGUGUUCGCUGUCGCCGCCCUGCUGCUGGAAAAGUGCCAGGACAAGGGACAGAUUCCAGCCGGCGUGGGGCACUGCCUGCACCUGCUGAACCUGGUUGUGCUGAUGCUGUUUCCCUCUGCCGUCAUUCUGCAACAAGAGACCUGUUUAUCUACAGGAGGCGCCCUAUUCUCUCUCUGUAUCUACACUGUCCUGGGGCUUAAAUUGUAUUCAUACCAAGAGGCAAACAGGUGGUAUCGACAGGAACAUUGCAGGGCUCCAGGGAUCACAUGCUGUAUUUCACAAGAAAGUGGAGAGAGAACAGACCAUUUGACCCUUGGGGACCUGUACUAUUUCCUCCUGGCCCCCACCCUCUGCUACCAGAGGGGCUUUCCUCAGACCCCCAGCAUUCGCCUCAACUUCCUGCUGCACAGGCUGCUGGAGAUGGUGGUCCUCACACAGCUGAUGGUGGGAAUCGUGCAGCAGUGGAUCAGUCCCCUAUUCCAGAGGACCAACAGCACCUUCACUAACAUGGAUGUCACUACCAGGAUUGAGCACUUGGUGGAGCUGGUGGCGCCAAACCAUUUCCUGUGGUUGAUUCUCUUCUUCCUGUUCUGUCACUCCUGCCUCAACUUCAGCGGAGAGCUUCUGCGCUUUGGGGACCGACACUUCUAUGGAGACUGGUGGAAUGCUGAUACCCUCAAGAGCUUUUGGAGAAAGCUGAGUGUUCUCUUUCACAAGUGGAGCGACAGACACCUGUACACACCGAUGGUGAGGGGGGGAGUCCCGCCCAGGGAGGCGGAGCUACUGGCCUUCCUGUUUUCUGCAGCUCUCUGUGAGUAUGUCAUAGCCGUGCCCCUGCGUACCUGCCGUCUGUGGAUCUUCCUCAUCAUGAUUCUGGAGCUCCUGGUUGCGGUGUUCCUGGGACGUUACUUCACUGGUAACUAUGGUAAUGGAUUGGUGUGGCUCUGCGUUCUGAUGGGUCCCCCUAUGGCUGUGAUGACAUAUUUCCACGACCAUUACAUCACCUACCGUGCACAGCCCCACUGGACCCUAUACUGAACCCUCCUACCACUAGCACACUCUCCUCAGAUACCUGCCUCUCUCUACGGAAGUUGAUCCAGCCUCUACCCAGAGUGAAAUGGUAGAAAUACACAUUGUGAGGAGAGUUUUGUGUGUGCGUGUGUGUGUGUGUGUGUGCAAUGUGCGCGCGUGAGUGUGCCUGUGUAUGCAUGUGUUUGUGUGUGUGUAUGCAGUGUGUGUGCUAUGUGCACACGUAAGUGUGCCUGUGUGUGUGUGUGUGUGUGUGUGCGCGUGCAUGCACCUGUAUGUGUAAUUAGCUUUGGUCUUAUUCCUGUGCCUGCUUCAUUCUUACUGAGGAGGAAGUGCAUUAUGCCCAAAUGGAAAUAUGACUCUGGAAAGUCAUAUAAUGCUACCCUUUGAUCUGUAAUAAAGGUCCUGUCAGCUGAUAGCCCACAAGCCAUCAGUCUGAAUGCCGGUUUGUGUGUGUGUGUGUGUGUGUGUGAGUGUGUGUGUGUGUGUGUGUGUGUGUGCGUGCGUGUGGGUGCAUGUAUAAGGGGGGGGGAUGCAUUGUAAUUCCCAGUAUCUUGCGUAUGAACUAUAAACGGUCAUACAGUGCUUUUUUGUGUAUCAGACAUUUAUCAGUUUCGUUGUGAAUUGAUUUUUCCGCACUCAAAGGCGAACAAUACCAAAUUUCUGGAAUUGAUCUAAGAAACUGCACUGGAAAGCUGGUUGUAGUUUACCGGCACCAGUAAAAGAAUAUGCAGCUGUGCAUAUACUGGACUAUUUUGCAAUGCUUUUGAGUGCUUUUCUCGUCUUCCACACACCAUGUACAAAUGACUCACUCGACCACAGGCCUAUGACAACUCCAGUAGUGUUCGCUCACAAUGGGAAAAUGGAUCAGUCAGUGUGAAAACAUCAAAAGCUCCCUGUAAGAACACACGGCAUUGUCUUCUUUCAUAAUCCCUUACAGAGGAAUUCUUAAGGGUCUGGGUGACUAAGCACCAUGCACAGAUUUUUCUUAAUGGCCUUUAUGAAUAUACAGAUAUGCCUGGAACAUCAAUUCAGUUUAUCUACAAUAUCAUGGUCCUGGAAUUUGAAAUGAUGUGGUUUUUUGUGUAGUAAAUUCCUAAAGAUU
Molecule: messenger RNA, 3686 nt
Organism: Anguilla anguilla (European eel)
Lineage: Eukaryota; Metazoa; Chordata; Actinopteri; Anguilliformes; Anguillidae
Product: diacylglycerol O-acyltransferase 1-like
Exons: 18
Coding region: 1205-2590 (461 amino acids)
Biological process (GO): triglyceride biosynthetic process
Cellular component (GO): endoplasmic reticulum membrane
Molecular function (GO): diacylglycerol O-acyltransferase activity
Source: RefSeq, a predicted model, not a curated record